Molecule: messenger RNA, 5225 nt
Organism: Chenopodium quinoa (quinoa)
Lineage: Eukaryota; Viridiplantae; Streptophyta; Magnoliopsida; Caryophyllales; Amaranthaceae
Product: CLIP-associated protein-like
Exons: 21
Coding region: 139-4668 (1509 amino acids)
Biological process (GO): microtubule cytoskeleton organization
Cellular component (GO): cytoplasmic microtubule
Molecular function (GO): microtubule binding
Source: RefSeq, a predicted model, not a curated record
CCGAAAUUAAAAAUAAGUAACCUUGGUUUUCAAAAAAUAAAAUAAAAUAAGUAACCUUGAGAAGAAAAACAAUGGUUGAAAAUAAUCUCGUAAUCCACAAACAGUAGUCGUAUAUUAGAAAAUAGAUUCGCCUCGUCUAUGCCCGUCGAUCUAGCCACCCUCAUUUUUCACUCACCACCACCAACACACUCCCACAUCCCACUCACUCUUUACUCCACUUUCUCUCUCCUCCCUCACCUUUACCCCCCUUUCUCACUUUCUCUCUCCUCAACAGCAUUCACUCUCUUCCCCAGAUCUGCUCCAUUUUCUCUCUCCUCUUAUCUCCUCCAAACCCUAACAAUGGAGGAGGCUCUCGAACUCGCCCGAGCUAAGGACACCAAACAACGCAUGGCUGCCGUCGAACGUCUCCACCACCUUCUCGAAUCUUCCAGAAAACCAUUGUCUUCUUCCGAAGUUACUUCUCUUGUUGAUACUUGCUUAGAUCUUCUUAAGGAUAACAAUUUCAGAGUUUCUCAAGGCUCUCUCCUUGCUCUUGCUUCUGCUGCUGUUAUUUCUGGUGACCAUUUUAAAAUUCACUUUAAUUCUCUUGUUCCUGCUACUGUUGAGCGUCUUGGUGAUGCUAAACAGCCUGUUCGCGAUGCCGCUCGCCGUCUCUUGCUUACUCUUAUGGAGGUUUCGUCACCUACAAUUAUUGUGGAAAGAGCUGGUUCCUAUGCUUGGGAGCAUAAAAGCUGGAGAGUCCGGGAAGAAUUUGCUCGCACAGUGACAUCAGCAAUGAAUUUGUUUGCAUCUACGGAGCUCCCUCUCCAAAGGGCCAUUCUUCCUCCAAUAUUGCAUAUGUUGAAUGAUCCCAAUCACAGUGUUAGGGAAGCUACAAUAUCCUGCAUCGAGGAGAUGUAUAUGCAGAUUGGGCCUCAAUUCCAAGAAGAACUACAAAGGCAUCAGCUUCCAUCAUAUAUGGUAAAAGAUAUUAAUGCGAGGUUGGAGAGGAUUGAACCAAAGCCCCGUUCUUCUGAUGGCGCUGUUAGUAGUAGUAUUGUUAAUGAGCAUAAGGUUACUAAUCAUAAUCCCAAGCGAAACAGUCCCAAAGCGAAAAAUUCUUCUCGUGAAACGUCUUUGUUCGGAGCUGAUGGAGAUGUUACUGAAAAGCCAGUAGACCCUGUAAAAGUUUACUCAGAGAAGGAGCUAAUCAGGGAAUUUGAGAAAAUUGCUUCGACACUUGUACCAGAAAAGGAUUGGUCUCACCGUAUUGCAGCCAUGCAGAGAUUUGAAGGCCUUGUAAUUGGAGGUGCUGCUGAUUACCCAUGUUUCCGGGGAUUGCUAAAGCAACUUAUUGGUCCUUUGAGCACACAGCUUUCCGAUCGUAGGUCAAGCAUAGUUAAGCAAGCUUGUCAUUUAUUGAAUUUUUUGUCAAAGGAGUUGCUGGGAGACUUCGAGGCUUGUGCGGAGCAUUUUAUUCCUGUUCUUUUCAAGCUUGUUGUGAUAACAGUGCUCGUAAUUGCAGAGUCUGCUGAUAAUUGCAUUAAGACGAUGUUGCGUAACUGCAAAGUUGCUCGUGUACUUCCUCGAAUAGCAGAUUGUGCUAAGAAUGACCGAAAUGCAGCGCUGCGUGCCAGGUGUUGUGAUUAUGCACUGUUAGUCCUAGAACAUUGGCCUGAUGAACCUGAAAUACAGCGAGCAGCUGAUCUAUAUGAAGAUAUGAUUAGACGUUGUGUUGGUGAUGCUGUGAGCGAGGUACGAACAACUGCAAGGGCUUGCUAUAGAAUGUUUGCGAAAACCUGGCCUGAUCGUUCUAGAAGGCUAUUUCAAUCAUUUGAUCCUGUUAUACAGAGGAUAAUUAAUGAAGAAGAUGGGGGUUUACAUAGAAGGCAUGCAUCUCCUUCUGUUCGCGAAAGAAAUGUGCCAAAUACACCUCAGUCAUCUGCUUCUUUAAAUAUGCCUGGUUAUGGUACUUCUGCUAUUGUUGCAAUGGACAAGACUGCAACUCUAUCCUCUAGAGCAUCAGUUUCUUCUGGGAUGCUUUUGUCUCAAUCAAAGUCUCUUGAUAAAGGGUCUGACCGUAGCCUGGAAAGUGUACUGAAUUCCAGCAAAGAGAAAGUUUCGGCAAUUGAAAGUUUGCUUAGAGGUCUAGAUUUGUCUUCAAAACAUAAUUCGUCAACUAUUAGAUCUUCUAGCCUUGAUCUAGGAGUUGACCCUCCUUCGUCUCGUGAUCCUCCAUAUCCCCUUGCCGUUCCUGCUUCAAAUCAAGUCACAAGCUUAUCACUGGAUUCAAAGUUGUCAUCAGUCACUGGAAAUAAAAACCGCAAUGGUGGCAUGGCUCAUUCUGACAUGUAUUCUCAUUUGCAUGCUUCGAAAGAUGCUGGUAAAUUAUCAUAUCUUAGUGGUCUCAUGAAUGAGCCAUCAUCAACAUUGAUGUCAUACUCAGCAAAGAGAGCUUCAGAAAGAGCACACGAGAGAAACUUUACUGAAGAUCAAACUGACAUCAGAGAUUCUAGAAGAUACAUGAACUCACACAUGGAUAGGCAAUAUGCUGAUACACCUUAUAGAGAAUCAACUUUUAGAGAUUCAAGUUAUGUUCCGAAUUUUCAGAGACCACUAUCAAGAAAAAAUGUCACAGGUAGGAGUACAUCUUCAAGCAGGAGGAGAAGUUUUGAUGACAGCCAUCUUCCUCUUGGGGAAACACCAAGUUUUGUGGAAGGCCCAGCUUCUCUUCAUGAGGCUCUAGGUGAGGGACUAAGUCCAAGCUCUGACUGGUGUGCCAGAGUUGCUGCUUUUAACUAUAUACGAUCUCUGCUGCAGCAAGGCCCAAGCGGUAUUCAGGACAUUGUUCAAAAUUUUGAAAAGGUGAUGAAGCUCUUUUUUAAGCAUCUGGAUGAUCCUCAUCAUAAGGUUGCCCAGGCUGCUCUUUUAACUCUCGCAGAGAUAAUUCCCGCUUGUAGAAGACCUUUUGAAAGUUACAUGGAAAGGAUUUUGCCACAUGUGUUCUCCCGGUUGAUUGAUCCAAAAGAGGUAGUUCGUCAGCCUUGCUCGACAACAUUGGAUAUUGUGGGCAAAACCUAUGGGGUGGAUUCUUUGUUGCCUGCAUUGCUUCGUUCACUGGAUGAACAGCGAUCACCUAAAGCAAAAUUGGCUGUUAUUGAAUUUGCAAUUGGCUCUUUUAAUAAGAAUUCUGUUACGUCUGAAGGUGCUGGUAACAUUGGCAUAUUGAAGUUGUGGCUUGCAAAAUUGACACCUCUAGUUCAUGAUAAAAAUACUAAACUUAAGGAGGCUGCUAUUUCGUGUUUUAUAUCAGUCUAUACCCACUAUGAUCCCACAAAUGUAUUGAAUUUUAUCCUAAGCUUAUCUGUUGAAGAGCAAAAUUCAUUGAGGCGAGCUCUGAAGCAGUAUACACCUCGUAUAGAAGUGGAUUUGAUGAACUAUUUGCAAAGCAAGAAAGAGAGACAGCGUUCAAAGGCUGCUUAUGAUCCAUCUGAUGUUGUGGGGACGUCUUCUGAAGAGGGCUAUAUGGGAGUAUCUAAGAAAACGAGCUAUUUUGGAAGAUAUUCUGCUAAUUCCCCUGACAGUGAUGGAGGCAGGAAAUGGAAUCCAAUGCUGGAUUCAACAUACUCAAGUGGUCGUACCAAUCACGCUACUACUGAUGAAUCGCACGCUAACCUGUACGAGAGUCAUGAAAGUGGAUCUGGUCACGAGAUUCUAGAUUCAAGAAUUAAAGAUAAGUAUAUGGGUAAUAACAGUGGUGAAAGUGUAGGAUAUUGGGCCAGUCGAUUGGAAAAUGUGGACAGUAGUGACAAUCCAGGCGUUUUGUCCACUCCACGUAUGGACACUAAUGGACUUAAAAAGAGUUCGGACAGUAUUGGGGCCAGCGCAGAAUUGCAACAUGAAAAUGGUUUCUCAGAUGAUUUGGCUACAGACCAUACUAAAACUGGAGUGUUGAAGAUUGCCUCCAGUUCAGAAUCUGGUCUGAGCAUUCCUCAAGUUCUUCACUCAAUUUGCAACGGGAAUGAAGGAAGCUCCGCCGACAGCAGGCAAAGUGCAAUUCAUCAAUUGAUCAAAGCAUCUGUAUCAAAUGAUUCCUCCAUGUGGAGCAAGUACUUCAAUCAGAUCUUAACUGCUGUGCUUGAGGUAUUAGAUGAUCCUGAAUCUUCUGUUAAAGAACUUGUACUAUUGCUGAUUGCUGAAAUGCUAAGAAAUCAGAAAGAAGCCAUGGAAGAAUCUGUUGAAAUUGUAAUGGAAAAGCUGCUUCAUGUUUCAAAGGAUACUGCUCCCAAGGUUGCUAAUGAAGCAGAGAACUGCUUGACUACGUUGUUGGCCCAGUACUACCCAUUUAGAUGCUUGAGUGUGAUUGUUCCUCUGUUGGUUGCAGAGGAUGAGAAGACUCUUGUUGCUUCCAUAAAUUGUUUGACCAAGCUUGUGGGCAGGUUGUCUCAAGAGGAAUUGAUGAAUCAGUUGCCGUCUUUCUUGCCAGCUCUGUUUGAUGCAUUUGGGAAUCAGAGUGCUGAUGUGCGCAAGACAGUUGUAUUUUGUCUGGUUGACAUUUAUAUCAUGCUUGGGAAAGCAUUCCUGCCAUAUCUGGAGGGACUUAACAGUACUCAAUUGCGUUUGGUGACGAUUUAUGCUAACCGCAUCUCACAAGCUAGAACGGGGACUCCAAUAGAUGCUGGCCAAUGAUCUUUAUAGAGGGUCUUGGUAUUUCCAAAUUCAUUGUUGUGUAUUCUGUAAAUGGUGUGAAAAAUGCAUCGUGGUGUUCGUGUGUGGGUAUUCAUUUGUGGCAUUUAUUAGCUUUAGAAAUGUAGUUUUUGGUGUUCGCCCUCGUCCAUUACAAGCAGGGUGAGGGGUAGGUGUGUGGAAAGAGAUUUUAUGAAUUUUUUCUCUUCUGGUGUUAAUAUUAAAUUAUUCUUUCCGAAUCAUACUUUGGUUUGAUUAUUGUACUGGUUUUGAAAUGAUUGAAGUUUUUGGAAUGUAUAUAACUGUUGAUUACAUGAUUUAUAACUAUAUACAUGGUUUUGGUUCGCCUUUAUUCAUACUUGGUACGGAGUAUUUAAUUAGUUUUGUUUUGGAUAUUGUAAGGUUUAUACUUUGCUCUUAUUUCGAUAUAUGUAGUUUUUUUUUUUUUUUUUCCUUUCCUGGUGUUAGUAUUAAAUUAUUCUUUCCGAAUCAUACUCUGGUUUGAUAACCUGGUUUUGAAAUGAUUGAGGUUUUUGGAAUGUAUAUAACUGUUGAUUACA